AUGACGGUCCCAAACAACAAACCGCGGGGCAAGAAACCCAAGCCAGAAAACCCGAUAUCAGCAGUAACUCGCGCAUGGCUUCUCUCACUCCCCCAGCAAUCCCGACCAUGGAGCACCUCGGACGAAAUAGACACUCUUCUCGGCCAGCAAACACCAAAACGCUUCGCCGUGUACGAGCCCAUGCUUCUGCUCCCCGCCGGGAGCUUCGACAAGGGCCUUUGGCGCACUAUCCUCAACCACCCAGACAUCACGGAUGACAAGAUUCAUCAACUGUGGAAUGCGAUCCUGUGCGAGGUUUCCAAGACGGGCUCAGGCACGCUGACUCACCUCGCCGUCAACGAGGGAAUCCCCCUCCAGACCAGCGUCAAGGGAGACGACGAGAUCACCGCCGACAAGGGCGAGAACGUCCUCCGCACGCCCAGCGGCCUCAAGAUCCUGCACGGCGACUUUGGCCCCUCCGUCAACCCGGCCAGACCCUCGGUCGAGGACUUCGAGGCCGCUUUCUGGGUGUCGACCAAGCAGAACGGCAUCUACCAGACAUGGGCGCCGCGCUGGACCAUGUUCAGCCGUGGCAACAUCAAGGAAAAGACACGUCUCCUUGACUUCCACAGCCAAACGGGCCCGGAAGCAGCAUCCCAUCGCCGCCGGCCGGCCGCGGCCCUGAAGAGUUACUGGGCCGUGGACUUAUAUGCAGGCAUCGGCUACUUCACCUUCUCCUACGCAAAACUGGGCCUGAAGGUCCUCUGCUGGGAACUGAACCCGUGGAGCGUCGAGGCUCUGCGCCGUGGUGCCGUCGCCAACGGCUGGCGCGUCAGGGUCGUCCGGGACGCGGACCUUGAGCUGCCGGCCGCGCGCCUCCUCGGGGGUGACGAGCAGAUUGUCGUGUUUCUCCAGGACAACCAGAAAGCUGCGGGCAGAAUAGCAGACAUGCGCGCCUCGGGCACGGCAGUCGAUGUGCUACACGUCAACGGCGGACUGCUCCCGACCAGCGAGCCUACGUGGCGCGCGGCAUGGGACAUGACGGCCGCCUCACACGACGACUGCUGGCUGCACCUCCACGAGAACGUCGGCACCUACGAAAUCGAAUCACGACGCACGGAGAUCCAAGGCCUGUACGAUGGCUGGGCGGCGGCGACGACGACGACGACGACGGGGGGAAGCCGGGCGGCGACGGUCGAGCAUGUCGAACUAGUCAAGACGUACGCGCCUGAUGUCUGGCAUUGCGUCUUUGAUGUACAUAUUACAAGAUCUAGUAGUGUUACAUGA
Messenger RNA from Colletotrichum higginsianum IMI 349063, 1266 nucleotides. RefSeq names its product tRNA wybutosine-synthesizing protein 2. Lineage: Eukaryota; Fungi; Ascomycota; Sordariomycetes; Glomerellales; Glomerellaceae. The coding region runs from base 1 to 1266 and encodes 421 amino acids. Gene Ontology annotation, molecular function: S-adenosylmethionine-dependent methyltransferase activity; tRNA methyltransferase activity. The record is from RefSeq and is a predicted model, not a curated record. The transcript has a single exon. Gene Ontology annotation, cellular component: cytoplasm. Gene Ontology annotation, biological process: wybutosine biosynthetic process; tRNA methylation.